AUGUCUGAAGAAACACUGGUAGACGUACAUGACGACGCUCUCACUGAUACACUUCUAGCGUUCGAGAAGGAGACAUUGCUGAAUGGGCGCUACGAGGUCGUUGAAGAGCUGGGGUUCGGCAGACACUCGUCCGUUUGGCUUGCCCGCGAUACAUCCGUCGGGAAAUGUCCGCUACGAGCUGUCAAAGUGCUAACCCGACGCGCGACGCGGCUCGAGAUGGACGAGCAGGGGCUCUCGUACGAGCUAGAGCUCCUAAGGAUCAUCAAGGAUGCGAUUCGGCGCAAGCCCGACGACCCUGGGAGCAGUCAUGUCGUACAAUUCUUGGACGACUUCACGCUCUCGUCGCCGCUUGGCGACCACCUCGCACUCGUGACGAACGUUCUCGGUCACCAUGUGGGAGAGCUACAAGCGGAGUUCGAGAAUGGGAGGCUUCCCUCGAGCGUCGUGCGCCAUUUCGGCAGACAGCUCCUGCAAGCUCUCGCGUUUCUUCAUGACGAGUGCGGGAUCGUACAUACAGAUAUCAAGCAGGACAAUAUUAUCUUGGACGACUUCGGUGCCACAGACACUAACGUUAUGGAAGUUUCGAUAUCUCUGGCGGAUUUUGGGGAAGCCGUGCCUGCACACGGUGAUCACUAUGGACUCAUACAACCGACGACGCUCCGAUGUCCCGAAGUCAUCGCCGGUCUUGAAUGGGACGCAAAAGCGGACAUUUGGAACCUGGGCUGUCUCAUCUUUGAAUUGCUUGCCGGCACAAGACUAUUCGUCUCCCAAGAGACACGCAAUGCGAACGACGAGCUGCUCGUCUCGAGGAACCAGUUCCACCUCGCGCACAUAUACUCUUACCUGCAACUGCCACAGGAAUCCGAUACGACGCUGAAUAACUAUCUCUCCCAUGGUAGAUGGGCUGCGGAACUCUUCAGUCACGAAGAGGGAUUGCGCGCCAAAGUCACGAGCAAGAUGUCGCUUGAGGAGAUCCUACACCACUACGACAUUUAUACUCCGGAAUUACUUCGGCUUUUGCGAGGAAUGCUGAGGAUACUUCCCCAUGACCGGCUGUCUGCGCGGGAGCUGCUCUUGCAGGACUGGUUCCAUGUCCGGGAGCAUGGCUUGGGCGGUAGUGGGCCGAAUUCGGUGCUUGAUAAGGAUGAUAACGUAGGCACAUUUGAGGGACUACACUCAGAUAGAGUAGGAGAGAGCGAUUGA
Molecule: messenger RNA, 1203 nt
Organism: Peniophora sp. CBMAI 1063
Lineage: Eukaryota; Fungi; Basidiomycota; Agaricomycetes; Russulales; Peniophoraceae
Source: the annotation of a GenBank genome assembly